Penicillium angulare is the source of this 1536-nucleotide messenger RNA. Its product is annotated as MFS transporter. The record is from RefSeq and is a predicted model, not a curated record. Gene Ontology annotation, molecular function: transmembrane transporter activity. The transcript has a single exon. NCBI's taxonomy places the organism in Eukaryota, Fungi, Ascomycota, Eurotiomycetes, Eurotiales, Aspergillaceae. Gene Ontology annotation, biological process: transmembrane transport. Bases 1 to 1536 code for a protein of 511 amino acids.
AUGGUCGUCACAAGUUCGGGGAGCACCCGGCACCACUCUGGCCGAGAAUCGGCUACCCGUCUUGGCGAUGAAAGCGGCCUUGUGAACGAGACUACAAGUCUCCUGGGACCUGGGAGAGCUGUUCCCGCUGAUGGGGAUCAUUUAGGCCCAGAGUAUGGUGCAACACAGUCAGACGAAGAUGUCAUCAAAAAUGAUGAAGGGAAACCCCUGCCUCUGCGUCAAAUUUUAUUUCUAUGUUACGCCAGAGCGAUAGAACCCCUGGCUUUCUUUUCGAUCUUUCCCUAUGUGAGCCAGAUGGUUCAGGACAAUGGCAAUGUCUCAGAUACGGAUGUUGGGUUCUACAGCGGAGUCAUCGAGUCUCUGUUCUCUUUGACACAGGCUGUCGUCAUGCUAUUCUGGGGCCGUCUAGCCGAUCGCAUCGGGCGUAAACCGGUGCUAGUCUUUUCCUUGAUUGGCGUAACCAUUGCGACGAGUCUAUUCGGAAUGGCAAAGUCUAUAGACCAAAUGAUCUUAUUCAGGUGCAUUGCCGGUGUCUUUGCCGGGACUAUCGUCACCAUCCGAACCAUGAUAGCCGAGCAUAGCACGCCCAGCACUCAAGCCCGAGCAUUCAGCUGGUUCGCUUUUAGCGGAAACUUGGGCAUUUUUUUCGGUCCUUUGCUAGGUGGUGCGCUUGUCGACCCCGUACGCCACUGGCCGAGUAUAUUUGGGGACAACCGGUUCUUUCAACAUUAUCCCUACGCCCUUUCCAGUUUUGUCGUGGCGCUAGUGGGAGCCACUGCUGCUCUUUCCAGCGCCUUAUUCGUCGAAGAGACACUGAAGAAGGAACCGGUUAUUACUGCUGGCGAUGGCGAGACAGCCGAAAAUCAGCCACUAGUCAAACACCACGACAUGUCGACAUUGGAGCUCAUUAAGGCGCCGGGAGUCGGUAUAGUUAUCUACACAUAUGGACAUAUCAUGAUCCUCGCCUUUGCUUACACAGCCAUUGUGCCUGUGUUCUGGUCCACACCCGUUCACCUCGGAGGAUAUGGCUUUACGCCUAUGCAGAAUUCAUUGCUGAUGGGCAUGAACGGUGCCGCUCAGGCUGCGUGGCUCCUCUUGGUAUUCCCACCACUGCAGAAAAGGAUUGGAUCAAAUGGGGUCAUCCGCCUUUGCGCAGCUGCGUACCCGGCCUUUUUACUCUCUUGUCCACUUGGAAAUGUCCUUUUACGUGCGGGGACCACGGCGUCCACAAACGUUUUUUGGAUCUUUGUUCCGAUCUCGCUGGUAAUAGGUUGUGGUGUAAGCAUGAGCUUCACAGCAAUUCAGCUAGUUGUCAAUGACGUCUCACCGUCGCCGAAGGUCCUUGGUACCCUUAACGCUUUGGCAUUGACCGGGAUCAGUGUGUUGAGAGCUUUGACUCCGGCUCUCUCUACUAGUCUUUUUGCCAUUGGGGCGAGGACGCAACUGGUUGGUGGUCACGCUAUUUGGAUUCUCUUAGCAUUGUUCGCCUCCGGAUUGUUGCUCGUGGUUAAGCACCUUCCCGCACCUAUGAAGUAA